Eimeria necatrix is the source of this 915-nucleotide messenger RNA. Its product is annotated as ubiquitin thiolesterase protein, putative. Gene Ontology annotation, cellular component: nucleus. Lineage: Eukaryota; Apicomplexa; Conoidasida; Eucoccidiorida; Eimeriidae. The transcript is spliced from 5 exons. The coding region runs from base 1 to 915 and encodes 304 amino acids. The record is from RefSeq and is a predicted model, not a curated record. Gene Ontology annotation, molecular function: cysteine-type deubiquitinase activity; ubiquitin binding. Gene Ontology annotation, biological process: protein K48-linked deubiquitination.
AUGGGGUCCCAAGCAGGGGAGGAGCUGCGCACGAGCCCCCGGGGCGAGCCGCCCGUGUCUUCGGCGGCCGUAGAGCCGCAGCAGCAGCAGCAGCAGCAGCAGCAGCAGCAGCAGGACACAGAGCUGCAGCAGGAGCAGCAGGAAACAGCAGCAGAGUGGGAGCUCGAAAUUGCGCAGCAGCAAUUCGUGGGGCCCCCAAUUCCCCUUCUGGAUCUUGCUGAGGAGUUUAUUGAAGGCAGCAAUGCCCGCAGCAAAAUCCUCUACCUAGUCAACCAGCAGCAGCAGCAGCAGCAGCAGCAGCAGCAGCAGCAGCAGCAGCAGCAGCAGCGCGGGCCGCUCGUCCGCAGGAUUCGGCGAGACGGCUGCUGCUUCUACAGGUCUUAUCUCUUUGGCGUUUUCGAACAAAUGUUAAAUGAAAAAACAAAAAUAAAUGCAUUUCGAGACAAAGUCGAAAAAGAAAUCAUUCCCAAGAUGGAGGCCACCGGUUAUUCAAAGGACACGAUAGCGGAGUUUGCAGAGGAGGUGUAUGCGGCUUUGGACAAGCUCUCGGCUCCUUCUGCGUCUCUGUCGGAUUUAAAUGCCAUUUUUAAUUCUGCGGGAUCUUCUAACUACCUUGUGGUGUUUGCCAGGCUGUGCGCGGCGUCGGAGCUGAAGUCCCGCGCGGACUUUUACGAACCCUUUUUGGAAGGGUUUUCAAUUAGGGUUUUCUGUCAACAAGAAGUUGAACCCAUGUGGAAAGGGGCAGAAGAACCCCAGCUAUUAGCUUUAGUUGCUGCAGUGGGGGUUUCUUUAGAAGUGGUUUACGUGGACCAAAGUCCCGGGGAAAAGCCGGUCCGCCACCUUUUCGAGGCCCCCGGCGGCCCCCCAGUGCAGCUGCUCUACCGCCCAGGCCAUUACGACCUUCUGUACCUCUAG